Messenger RNA from Brassicogethes aeneus, 519 nucleotides. Lineage: Eukaryota; Metazoa; Arthropoda; Insecta; Coleoptera; Nitidulidae. The record is from the annotation of a GenBank genome assembly.
AUGUAUGCACAGUGGGAUAAAAAUAUUUUUGACCGGCAUGCACGGUGGGACAAAACGAAGUUUUGCCCGGCAUAUACGCACGGUUUGGAAAAGCGGUUUUCGUCGCAACGUUACCUUUCGACGCCGGAACGCGUCGAGCUGGCGAGCGCGUUGAGUUUGAGCGAGACGCAGGUGAAAACGUGGUUUCAAAAUCGCAGGAUGAAGCACAAAAAGCAGCUGAGAAAAAUGCAGGACGACAAGUCUACAGGUGCUUCCCAGAGCGGGAAAAUUUCGGGGACGGACAAAGUCAAUGGUGGCCCGGAUCUAGGGGGGCAGGCCAAGUGUAUUUUAAAAAAAUUUUGCCCGUGUAAUUUUUUUAGUGUAGGGGUAAAAAUAUUAGAGUUGAUUUACGCUGUAAACUUGGAUUCACACCACCAAGGGCAAAAUUCUCCCACAAAUUCUGACAUCAGCGACUGCGAAAGCGAUAUAGACAUAGUAGGCGAUACAAAACAAUUGGGUUUCCCUUACAAAGGCGCCUAA